This is a messenger RNA of Orbicella faveolata, 3810 nucleotides long. RefSeq lists its product as uncharacterized. Gene Ontology annotation, biological process: regulation of transcription by RNA polymerase II. Lineage: Eukaryota; Metazoa; Cnidaria; Anthozoa; Scleractinia; Merulinidae. Gene Ontology annotation, cellular component: transcription regulator complex. The record is from RefSeq and is a predicted model, not a curated record. Gene Ontology annotation, molecular function: RNA polymerase II cis-regulatory region sequence-specific DNA binding; transcription factor binding; DNA-binding transcription factor activity, RNA polymerase II-specific.
GCUUCAUUUACCGAGAAGAAGGCGUGUGGGAAGGUUUGGCGUUGGCGGUGUUCAUAAAUUUCGCCAUCUUCCCGCUGUUUUCGGCCUUUAUUUCGUUUCCAGAAUACUGAAAGCCGUAAGGGAGAUUCAUUUAUGCUUCUAGCGUGCGACUUUCGAAAUUGAGCGGAUAAAGUAGCGUUUUACGAUGGAGUUCGAGGAGAGAAAUCCCUUCGAAGCAGAUAAUUUUUCGCCUGAAACAGAAGUUAAAGAAAUAGGACUUUUCCAUCCUUCACAGGCAAAUGAUAAUUUUUCGCCUGAAACAGAAGUUAAAGAAAUAGGACUUUUCCAUCCUUCACAGGCAAAUGCAGAUUUCGUUGUGCCAAUGGAGCCAGAAGCAGAGUUCCAAAUGGUGACUUUUCUGGAGCCCCAGAUAGCCGAUUGUCCUCCACUUGAAUUCCCCAAUCUGAAUCUGGAUAACUCCGAGAGUUCACGAUGGGACUCUGAUAUCUCUGACAGCUGUCCACCAUCACCUUCCCCAUUAUCCUCGCCUUCACCACGUUCCUCUGCAUCGUCCUCUGAGUCAGGUAUUGAGGAUGGGAGUGAUAUGGAAGAAGCAAUCCCUACCGUCAGCCAAACAGCAAAUGAGCCUCUUGUUGUAAAAAUGGAAAAUCCAUCUUCUCCCCUCAAUGCUCUGAAUCAACCUCCACUCAACGUGACUAAGAAGAGACGGAAGGGCCACAGAAGAACUCAAAAUGACAGCAGUGUCUUGGAGGAACUCAACAAGCUUCUUGUGGAAACAAUGGAAACAAGGGUGUCUUUGGCAUCGGCUCUUAUGGACCAUUCUCGAUCUCACAUUUUCCAAAGUCCAGCCCAAAUUACUGGCCUUGAUGAUGAAGUGAUGGCUGGUGUUCAAACCACAGCAUCACCAACAUCAAUUUCUCACAGCUGCCCCCAAUCUGUCCAAGUGAGCCAAACCACCACAUUGAUACCUGCCUCUCAUGUGUCAGUCUCUAGCCAAUCAACAUCAACAGUUACCAUUCCCAAGCUAAGCACACCACCUCCAGUUGCUUCUCCAUCCAGAAUAAAGAACAAGAACACAAGAAAUCCUAGAAAGACCGAUGAACCUAAGAUUGUGAUUAUCGAGGAGCCUGAAGAGAAUUACCGAGCAAGAUAUGAGAGUGAAGGCUGCAGAGGUCCUAUUCAUGGUUCUCAAGACAAUACUUUCCCAGCUGUGAAGGUGACAGGAUAUGAUGAAGCUGUGUGGAUUACAGUGCAUUUGACCACCAGCAGCGGUGUGCCACAUUACCAUUCUAUUCAUGGGCCUGGCUCUACUAAGGUCCCUUGCAAGGAAACGACAUUGCCUGGGGGAGUCCCAGCCGUUCAAGUCAUGGUUGCCCCAGAUACAAACAUGACUGCUGUGUUGGAUUCACUCAGUAUCCGUAGACUGCGGAACUGGGAAGGUGAUAGAGAGUUGAGAAAGAGGGGAAUAGAUCCAAGAGCUUGGAAGAAGGAACGCAAAGAAGCACGCCUGUUAUUUCAGGCAGAGAUACCAGAAAAAGAUGGUGGUCCUGCAUUAAAGCUGUCUUGUAAAUCCAAAGUGUUCCAGUGCAGUUCCUCUGGUCCCCCUGGUAAUCCUGAAAUAUGGUGGGCCAGUAUCAGCGAGGGUUCCGCUGAGGGUGGUGAUGAACUGGGUCUCAUUGGAAAAAAGUUUCAGUCUGGUUUCAAAGUACGAUUCUUCUCUGUGAACCCCACUGAAACUUGGGAGAGUUUUGCAGAUGUCGACAAGAGUAAGUCACAUCAGGGUGCUGCAGUGGUCCUCACUCCAGCAUAUUGCAACCCUGAAAUAACCUCUCCUGUUACUGUUAACGUGGUGGUAACUUUUGGAAAUGGUAAAGAUGCAAAAUCAAGUGAACCUAUUGAGUUCACAUAUAAACCCAAACCAACCCCUGUACAACUACAAGUUCAGGAAGUUGAAAUGCAUCCUACUCUUCCUAUUUCUGCCACCGAAAACUUUUUGCCAGUGGAAUUUAACUCAAUUGGUGACAUUGUCUUGAACAACUUGCCACAAGAAAUUGUGGAGCCAGUGCCAGUCAUGUUGCCUGCAGUGAGCGAAGAACAAGACUGGCAAGCUAUGUGCGUCCAGCUUGGAGAGCUGCAUCAAAAUGGAGACCUUUCUACAGAACACGUCAAGGAAUUGUGUGAAUACAUCAGGAGGAGAGACACUCUACUGCUUCAAGCAUUUCGUUCAUCGAGAACUGCUAAUACCAAGGAACAAGUGCAAGCGAAUUUCAAACAGUAUCUGUCAGGAAUGCUUAAAUUCUAAUUUGUAGGUCAUAUUGGGCCUUGUAUAUUAAAUUAUAUUAAUUAUUGUUAUAGCAAUUUAUAUAGACAAUUUUAUUAUAUAACUGAAGUAAGUUUAUUUCUUUAUACUGAAAACUAAGUACAAAAAGAAAAGAGAAAAAAAAAAAGACUACAUGUGAGCCAAUCAGUCCUUAUAAUGUUCAAUGCACAACUGAUAAUAAAUACAAACUAGUGUCACUUCCUCAUUUUGCACGGCUUUAUUCAUUACCAGCAGUGUAUUAUCAAUAUGGACUUGAUUGGACAUUCCACAGGCUAACUGUCGUGUAUCUGUUUCAAGAUGUAGCAAACUAGACUAGUUGAUUAGCAGCCAUUGGUUGUUUACAUUAUUGGCUGAGUACAGUUCACUAAUAGUGACCUAUUCCACCGAUUUUUGCACUCAUCCCUUUUCCCACGAGUGAGAAUGACUCAUUUGUUAGGAUAAAUUUCUCAUCCGUUGCAAAGACCACAUUACAACACCAACAAAAAUCAGGGGCUGUUUUGUUGUAUUGGUGGAUAUCGGUCACUAUGAUUACGUAGCUUAGCACUUUUUUAAUCAGUUUGAUAUACAUUGCAUUACAUUUGAUAUAUAGAUAAAUAGCCAUGCUCUGGCCUGAAUUCACUCUCUUGUCCUCCCAUCAAGAUUUGUAGAAGCCCCACCCUGGGUAAUUAGCUAAAAAUAGCGCUUCCUUUAUGCAUGAAAGGAAACAAAGAUUGUAGUUUGGCUCUUAUUUUAGUGAAAUGGUCCUUGUCACUUUGCUGAUAUAUCUUAUUUGCAAAGUGAUCUCCAACCUUAUGCAUGGCUAUUCAUAAAGUUGCUAAUAUUCAUUUUCAGGUACUUUUAGCUGGGCUAUAUCCCAGACCUUUGUUAUCUACUGUUGUGUGUUUACUACAGGUUUAGACAGACUAGACAAAGGUGGAUAAAUUAAAAUUGUUGAGAAAAGUUGCGAGAAAACCCAACCAACGGAAUCGACUAAAGUUCUUGUUUUGUUUGCUUCACUGUGUUAUGUGGUUUGAGAUAAACACCACAAAGGGUUAUCUUUACUACAGUUGCUUAUCACCAAAUCCAAAUUUAGCCUGUUUCACACAGCAUGGUAACCUCAAGGUCUCGUGUUGCAUGAACCUCCCAUAGUUCCUGCUGAACUGGAUAACCUCUAAGAGCAAAUUUUACCUUUCCAACCACCUAAGACACGUGCCUCUGUCCAAGGUGAGCAUCCAGAGGAGUUCUGAAUGUGUCGCUCUUGCUAAUCAAGCUAAAAUUGAUCUAAGGCGACCUCCCUCUACUUCAUACAUAAACAGUGUUUAAAGUGCAGUUUUAUUUCGAGGUGAGCUAGUGUAAAAAGAUCGAUGUUAAAUUGUACAUGUAGAUAUGGACUUUUUUCCAUUGCAAGUUGCUAGUAAACAUCCCGGGUCUCGAUAUAUUUGGCGUGAUGGGUUUCUUGUUACCAUAAUGCCUCAAGACCCAAGGCUAAAUAAAACAGGUUUUCUCCUCAA